GCAGUAAUCCAAAAUGGCGUCGUCAUUCGGUGCGAGCGUGUGAGCUCGCGCGGGGCCGCGUAGCGAUGGGCGAUCGCACGUAGCCCCCGACAUGGAGGAGGACGAGCGGCGGCUCUCGUUCCCGCCGCCGGCGCCGCUCAACUCGCCCGGCGAGGAGAUCGACGGCUCGCGGCUGCUCGGCGAGAUCGUGCGCACGCUCGAGGCGACCAACCCGGAGGCGGCGGCGCCGCUCGUCGCCUCGCAGUCGCGCGAUGCGCUCGACGUCGAGUGCGAGCGGCCGCGGCGUGAGGAGUUGCGUAUACCGCUCGAGGGUGUCACCUUCUCCAGCGAUGCGCAGGGAAAAGCAGGCGGGCGCGAAGAGCCGCGCGCCGCCGUCACGCCGUUCACGCGCGAAUCUGCGCGGCGCGCGGGCUCGCGCGGCGCGCAGCUUGUGCGCGAGUUCGGCUUCAUGCCGCGCCGGCGCCUCAGCGUCGAGGACGGCGCGCGGCUGCCGCGCAAGUACGAACCCUUCCCGCCCAAGCUCUACGGACGCCCGCUUGAGGAGAUCGACAACUUCAUUUAUGAUGAGACAUUCUGCGUGGUCUCAAAGCGUUUCCGCAAGAACUACAUCCACCGCUUCACCGCCACGCGCUCGCUGUUCUGGUGGUCCCCGUGGUCACCGCUGCGGCGGGCGUGCGUCUACCUCUCCACCAACCAGUACUUCGACUACAUCGUCAUGGCCACCAUUCUGCUCAACUGUGUCUUCCUAGCCAUGUCCGAGACUAUCGAAGAGGCUGAGUAAGUGAACU
This is a messenger RNA of Cydia fagiglandana, 788 nucleotides long. RefSeq names its product sodium channel protein 60E-like. The record is from RefSeq and is a predicted model, not a curated record. The transcript is spliced from 3 exons. Lineage: Eukaryota; Metazoa; Arthropoda; Insecta; Lepidoptera; Tortricidae. Gene Ontology annotation, cellular component: voltage-gated sodium channel complex; plasma membrane. Gene Ontology annotation, molecular function: voltage-gated sodium channel activity. Gene Ontology annotation, biological process: membrane depolarization during action potential; neuronal action potential; sodium ion transmembrane transport. Bases 92 to 781 code for a protein of 229 amino acids.